Molecule: messenger RNA, 1216 nt
Organism: Callorhinchus milii (elephant shark)
Lineage: Eukaryota; Metazoa; Chordata; Chondrichthyes; Chimaeriformes; Callorhinchidae
Product: F2R like thrombin or trypsin receptor 3
Exons: 2
Biological process (GO): blood coagulation; positive regulation of Rho protein signal transduction; phospholipase C-activating G protein-coupled receptor signaling pathway
Cellular component (GO): membrane
Molecular function (GO): thrombin-activated receptor activity
Source: RefSeq, a predicted model, not a curated record
UCUCUCUCUCCCUCUCUUUGCACUUCCCAAGGGAGCAAAGACACAGUGGGCUGACUGAGCUCUUUGAAGCCAACCAAUAAUGGUUGGGUCUCGGAUGCCCCUGGCUCUCCUUCUGUCAGUCCUGUUAAUGUCCUACACAAGAUUCUGCUGUUCACAGAGAGACAACAACAGCAAUUGCUUGGGAAGAGUCUUAACCUUCACAAAUUGUCAAGCCGACAUAGGUAACCCCCUCCCGAACGGAGUCCUGGACAAAUCGGCCAAAUAUCACCUGACCAGCCCCAUCACCACGGUAGUCAUCCCCACCCUUUACACCUUGGUCUUUCUCUUCGGUUUGCCGUCCAACGGGCUGGGUCUUUUGACGCUGGUCCUAAAGAUGGAGAAGACGCCGUCCACCAUCUUCCUGAUGAACCUGGCGAUGGCAGAUCUGCUCGUGAUCCUCAUGCUCCCCUUCAAGAUCCACUACCACUUCCUGGGGAACCACUGGGUGUUCGGGGAAGCUCUGUGCCGGACACUGACUGGCCUGUUCUACGGGAACCUGUACUGUUCCGUGUUGCUCCUCACCGCCAUCAGCAUCGACAGGUACCUAGCUUUAGUCCAUCCCUUCUUCUCCAGGCGCUUCAGAGACAAGAGCUUUGCCAUUUGUACCUGUGCCGUCAUCUGGGUGUUGGUUGGUGUCUCCCUGAUGCCAUUGCUGCUCCAGAGACAGGUCUAUACCUUCGAGGAUCUGAACAUCAACACCUGCCACGAUAUGUUGCCCGAGAUCGAGUCCGAUUACGUCCUCUAUUACUUUGUCUGCCUGGUUGUGCUUGAGUUUGCAAUCCCGUGCCUCAUCAUUAUAUUCUGCUACACGUCGAUAAUAAGGACCUUGAUUGUGAACAAGAAGAAAUACGCACGAGCUGCUAAGAUCACCUUUCUGCUCCUCAUAGCUUUCCUUCUUUGUUUCGCUCCCAGUAACAUCACCCUUCUCAUCCAUUACUCUGUCCAUCCUCGCACGCACAACCACAACAUCUACUUGUAUUACUUGAUCUGCCUAGCACUCUCCAGCUUCAAUAACUGUCUUGACCCUUUCCUGUACUAUUACAUCUCGGAUGAGUUCAGGGAGAAGGUUCGAAGCCUCUUUAGGGAUGCAGAAGGCGAACACUCUCAGAAAACAUCCCACAAGCUCAUGUCAGCCAACACCUGCUCCAGAUCGCCGCAAAUGGCUUCUCUUCCACCC